GAGAGGGAAAUCUGGACUCUGAAGGGCUGGAAAACGAGUUGUGGUUCGGCCACUUGGUGGCUAGAGACCGGGAGCAGUCGCUUUACCUCUUUAAAUCGGCCUUACCUCGUUUCUCCAACGCGGGGCUGACGUAGCUGAGCGCUCUGAAAUGUUGAGAGCUCAGGGGAAAGUUGCUGCAGGUGCUGUUAGCCCCUUGCUGUAUUUUCAGAGGCAUCAAAUAAUGACCUCUGAAAUGUUGCCAGCAUUUAUUGAGUCUUCUAAUGUUGAAAGAAAGCAAAGCUUAAAUGAAGAUCAAGAGAAGAGCCAGAAGCCAAGAUUAUGUGAAAGGUUUGAACCAAUAUCUAAACGACAGAUGAAGAAGCUCAUUAAACAGAAACAAUGGGAAGAACAACGAGAACUCCGCAAACAAAAGCGGAAGGAAAAACGCAAGAGAAAACAAUUAGAGCGACAAUGUCAACUGGAAUCAAACUCAGAUGGAAAUGACAGAAAACGUAUUCGAAGAGAUGUUGUUCACAGUACACUCCGCCUUAUCAUUGACUGCAGUUUUGACAGCUUGAUGAUAUUAAAGGACAUUAAGAAACUUCAUAAGCAGAUUCAGCGAUGUUAUGCAGAAAAUCGACGAGCACUACAUCCUGUGCAGUUUUACUUGACAAGCCAUGGAGGCCAGUUGAAAAAGAACAUGGAUGAAAAUGACAAAGGCUGGGUCAACUGGAAGGAUAUCCACAUCAAACCAGAGCAUUAUAGUGAAUUCAUAAAGAAAGAAGACCUGAUUUAUCUAACAUCAGACUCACCUAAUGUACUGAAGGAAUUAGAUGAAUCAAAGGCCUAUGUGAUUGGAGGGUUAGUAGAUCACAACCAUCACAAGGGACUCACAUAUAAACAAGCAUCAAAUCAUGGAAUUGAUCAUGCACAGCUCCCCCUUGGAAAUUUUGUGAAGAUGAAUAGUAGAAAAGUUUUGGCAAUUAAUCAUGAAUGCAACGUUGUGAUGAACCUGGCUAAGAAAUGUAUGGAGUUUGUCUUUGUUGCAGUGUUUGAGAUUAUUCUGGAAUAUCUGGAAACCAGAGACUGGCAAGAAGCGUUUUUUACUAUUUUACCCCAACGGAAAGGAGCUAUUCCCACAGACAAAGCCUGUGAAGGUUCUUCGCAUGACAAGAAAUCUGCCAGGAUUGAAGAUGGAUUGGACAGUGAUUCCAGUGAGGAAGAAAAUAGCAAAAAUGAACUAGAAUCACCACAUGAAGAAGAAAAGCAGGAUAAAGAAAAUAGCAAUGAAUCUACAGUGAACUCUGUACUACACUAAUGUCAUCUGUUGUUUUUUGUUUUGUUUUUUGUUUUUUUAGCUUAAUUAAGGAAAACUUAGGAGAAAAUGAGGUGCUUCAUAAAAUAUUCUAAUUGGGAGAAAAUUUUAUUUCCUCUUAUUUCUGUUGUGAAUUUUUAAAACUUUUUUUAGAGCUAAGUGAUAAAAAGCCCUUAUAAGAAAGUUUUUUGUUUUUGCAUAAAAUUUAAAUGUUUAAUUUUUAAAAUAAUUUUCUAAGUCUCAACAGUUUCUUGAGAAUUUUACUUUAUUGGUAAACCUUCAUUCUCUUUAAUUUACUGAAUUAUAUUUUUUAGAAUGUGCCUUCUGACCCUUCAGUUUUAUUUUUUUGUGUUUAUAUCAAGUGUCUUUCUGAUUUAUUACCUACUUAGUUGUGGAGAUAUUCGUAAAUCUCCUGUAAGUCUACCAAAAUGUUCUGCAUGGGAGGCUACCUCCUAUUUGCAGCUUUUUUAUUCAACUCAGUUACUUCAAAAGAAUGCAGUUAUUUUAGGAAGAAGUAUUAGAUUGAUAAGCUCAACAACUUAUUUCUUUUGGACUAUGGAGCCCAUCUCUGUUCCUCCUCUGUGAUGCCUUUUCGUGGUUCUAAAGCAAUCACUGAAGAGUAAAGACUCUCUUAAUGUAUUUCUUAAUUUCAAUAAUGGUGAUAAAUUAUUUCAAUUACAAAUGUAAUUUUUCAGGCUAGAUUAUUUUAAAAGACCGUUGAGUAUCAAUUUUGUCUUAAAUUUAAAAGGAAACAGCUUUUAGCUAUCCUUUCCUUCUAUAUGUACUUCUAUUAAAUAAAAUAUUUCUUGGUUCUUAAAGUGAAUAAAGUUAACUUUAUAUGUGCAUCUGUCUACUAGCAUAUAAUAUGCAAGCUAAUAUAACUACGUUUCUGUAAAUAAUCUAAGCAUGUAUGAAAAAAAUAUAUAAUUGUAUAUAUAUCUGUCCAUAAUCAUGUAUCAUUAAUGAUAACAGGACUGAGUUGCCAAAUAGCUGUAUUAUUUGCAUCAACGAUUGUGUGGAACAACACUAAGAAUUUGAAUUUCAGAAAGUGUAAAAAUCCUUAACUAAAUAUUUGUAUAAGGACAUUGGCAAGGGAAGAUGGGGCUAAAAGGAGAUGUUUUGAUUUUCUCCUGGUAAAUGUAGAGCAGUUAUGUUUAAAGUAGUGAUUGUUCCUUGUCACAGCUAAAGUAAGAUUUCAGAAGCCUUCACUGAGUUUGGAUAAAUUAAGUUUCUGUUCUUUUUACUCAUUGGCAUCUCAAAUUAUGUACACAUUUGGUAGAAAGUUCAUUAGAUUUAGUAUUGAUACUACUGUCUCUUAAUUUUUGUUGCUUUAUUCUUAGUAAUCUAUUAUAGUUAUCCAUUUAAAAUAAGGUCUGUGAGCAAGGUAUAUAAAUAAAAGCCCCUACAAUUCUAGAAGAGCAAAGCUUAUGUCUUAAGUUGUAUUUUUCAAAGGUUCAGGGUUUUCCUGAGUAAAUAUGGUUUAGUACCAUGAAAUCCAGUUGACCCUUGAAAAGUGUGGGGGUUAGGGGCACCGACCCCCCCACACACAGUUGAAAAUCCGUGUAUAACUUUGUCCCAAAACUUAAUAGCCUACCAUUGACCAGAAAUCUUACUGAUAACACAGUAAGUGUAUUAACACAUAUUUUGUAUAUGUAUUAUAUACUGUAUUCUUAAACUAGAGAAAAUGUUAAGAAAAUCAUAAGAGAAAAUACAUUUAUAAUACUGUACUGUAUUGAAAAAAAUUCACAUAUAGGUAGACCCAUGCAUUUCAAACGUGUGUUGUUCAGGGGUCAACUGUAUUAUGCCUUUUACUUGAUAUGGAAUGAAGCACAAGUUAAUUUUGAAAGGCGGGGAAAAAAUCAUUACAGGCACUGUGUAGUUUGUCACUAAUUAUGAAAGGCCUGUAUUAUUUCCUAGGGCUGCCGUAACAAAUUACCACUGGGUAGCUUAAAACAACAGUUUUUUUUCUUACAGUUCUGGAGGCUAAAAGCUCAGAGUCAGGGUGGAUCAUGUUCCCUCUGAAGGCUAUAGGGAAGAAUCCUUUGUAGCCUCUUCUUGGUUUUUGGUGGUCCCAGCAAUCCUUGCUGUUUCUUGACUUACAGCUACAUCGCUCUAGUAUCUGCUUUGUCAUCAAAUGGCUUCUGCCCUCAGUCUUCCUUGCCUGUGUCUGUGUCCUUCUUAUAGGUAUACCAAUCAUUGGAUUAGUGUCCAACAUAAUUCAGUAUGACCUCAUCUUAACCUGAUCACAUUUGCAAAGAUCCUAUUUCCAAAAAUGGUCAUAUCCAAAGGUACAAGAUAUUAAGACUUGAGCUUAUAUUUGAGUAGGCACAAUUUAUCCAUACAAGUCCAUAUCUUAGGCUGUUGAUGAUGAGAAGGAGACACAACCUUCGCCUCAGAAAAGUCUUAAUAAAUCAAGUUCAUUCAUAAAAGAAGGAGCAUUCUUCGGACUAUUCUCCGGAAAUCAGUGUGUUGCCAUCUUGGAGCAUUUGAAAACACUUGAGAUCGGAAAAGAAAAAAAAAAGCAAUUCUGAAAGAAUGUUAAGGUGAAUGAACAAUUUUGAAACCCACCAAUUACUGCCAAUUACAAAGUAAAGUGAUAGAUCAUUUCACUUUUUAGAUGGAGAGAGUCACAGAUGAUAUACGUAAAAUGCAAGAAUUGUCCAUAGAGCACUGAGAACACGUACAGAGAACAGUUGUAAAAAGAAAAUUUUAAAAGGGAAAAAAAUGGCAGAGAUUAGAAUUAAUGACAGCAGUGGCCUAUGGUGCUCAUUAAACUUUGAUCUCAAUUGGCAUAGAGAUGUUUAUGUGUUUCUAGCUCCUAGCCAGACACAUAGAGGAGGCACUUCAUAAAUGUGAAGGAGAGAAGCAGUAUCAGAAUGAAGAGACAAUAAAGUUAGUAGGAAGAGUAGGCUUAAAUUUGGGCACAGCCACCUGUUAGGAAUUUGGUGAACUUAAUGAACCUCUGUCAGUCUUUGUAUCCUCACUUGUGAAAUAGGAAUGUUACCCAUUUAUCCUGUCUCUUAGGGUUGAGCAAUCAAUUGAUUUGAAACCAAGCAGCAGUUAACUUCACAAUACUUUCUCAUUAACAUUUCUUCAUAGCUUGCCUUGUUUCCCUUGUUUCUCAUUCUUGUUUGACAUUAUCUGCCCCCCCAAAAAAUAAAUAAUAU
Zalophus californianus (California sea lion) is the source of this 4461-nucleotide messenger RNA. It is a transcript of the gene TRMT10A, whose product is annotated as tRNA methyltransferase 10A. The record is from RefSeq and is a predicted model, not a curated record. NCBI's taxonomy places the organism in Eukaryota, Metazoa, Chordata, Mammalia, Carnivora, Otariidae. Bases 149 to 1297 code for a protein of 382 amino acids. Gene Ontology annotation, molecular function: tRNA binding. Gene Ontology annotation, biological process: tRNA N1-guanine methylation. Gene Ontology annotation, cellular component: nucleus; cytosol; nucleoplasm. The transcript has 9 exons.